AUGAAGUACUUUGCGCAGGGCCAAAUAGAGUGUGUAUGCGUUAUUCGUGGUGCCGGGAAGUUCGGAAUCGUGGUGGGUGCAGCUGUUCAGAUCUCACCGAAGUUGCAGGCCACCACAGCCACCAGCUGUGUGGAGAUCAGUGACUGCGAGGAAGCAGCGAUGGAACUCAGUUCUGAGGAGGACAAGGUGCCGACAGAUCUGACGGCGGAACUCAGUGGGUUGAUGAGCGUGAAGCCCGAAAUGAGGAUAUCUCGAGACAAAGCCUUAGCACUGCCUGAGCUGCCGCUACGAUCGACUAGUGUCUCGCAACUCCUGAAGGAGGUGCAGACUCCUAGCCACCAGCACUUUUUUAUUGGUGAAGAGGUGGAAGACAACGCCCAGCAGUUCUACAUCGGUGAAGAGGGGAUGCCAGUCGCGCGUCGUGGUUUGGUCGAAGACGAGAGCGGCGACAGAGCGCUCCAGCAACUCCGCCAGCGUGCUGGAGGGGUCAGCAAAGUCUCUGUGGACAAGACUCAGGUUCAGCCAAUUGUUGCCGAGGAUGGCCUGAGCGCAGUAGACACCUUCCGGGAGAGCGCGGCAAAGGCAACUGCUUCCCCAAGAGAUGAUGGAGAGGAGAAGACCGUGGUUACGACUACAGUGACUACAGCGAGGGUCUCUGAAGCAACUGAAGCAACCCCAGCCAAAGAUCCGCUGGUGACUGCCUACAUGCUGUAUGAGACAGCCGACAUGCUGAUGACGAUCUACUGGAUCUUCUUUUCACAGCUUGUUCUGCAGUUGUUCUACUUGGCUUUGACCUUGGCGGCGCCUGUGAUUUGGCCCUGCCGGGCGAUUCUUCGUCUUCUGUGUCGCCUUUUCGGCAUUUACGAAAUGGAGAAAGAUCUCUGGCGAUUGUUGGAAGCGAUCUGUCACCAAGUGUUCUUAGCCUUGCAGCUUGUUUUGGAUUAUUUUCACGAGCCAUCUAUGUAUGUCACAAAUCGACUGGUGGACGAGUUCGAAACAAUACUUCCAUCACAAGCAGGCCGAAUCGCUCGGCACCCAGACGACUUGCUGGUCUUCACGCUGUACAUCCUGAUGUUAGCUGCCUGUGUGUGCUACGUUUUCCACGAGCUGUGGAUCUCCUUCCGACGCUUCUUGGCGCGGUCGGUCCGCUGCCGGCGGAAGCGCAACACCGAGCCGCUGCUCUACCGGCAAGAGGUGCCAAUGGGGCCCAUGGCCGGCCUGGCGAUGGCCCCAAUGGCCGCCCCUCCAGGCUCCCUGGCGCAGUCGCCUGGGAACCGGCCACGCCCUGCCUGGCUGCCGGAGGAUUGGCAAAUGGAAAAUCUCGAGAAGUCGUCAAAGCCAAGGGCGGCACUGCGAGAUCGACAACCCGUCUGCUGCUUUGACCUCUUGGGAGGAUUUUAA
Molecule: messenger RNA, 1401 nt
Organism: Cladocopium goreaui
Lineage: Eukaryota; Dinophyceae; Suessiales; Symbiodiniaceae
Source: the annotation of a GenBank genome assembly